GGGGAAAAAAAGAAAAAAAAAACGGGGAGAGGGAAGAAAAUAAUAACCAAGAGAGGGAGCAGGAAACACCGCAACCCCUCCGUCCGUUUACCCGUCUCCCCGUCAGUCAUCUUGGUUGUUUUUUUUCUCCCUUUAAAGCCCGAGAACCCGUUUAUUUUUCUCCCUUUUGCGGACUAACAUGGACAGAGAGGAGGACUGACUUCCAGUGAACCUCUCCUCUGUGACUGAUAGGGAGGGAAAAGGCGGCGGACGGGGAAGACAUGUUGAGGGGCUCUUCGUCUUGAGGUCGCGGUAAGGCUGCUGUCGGUGCUCCGCUCUCUCAACACUCCGGUAAGAGGAGAAGGAGGAGGAGGCGGAUAAAAAAAAACAAAACAAAUGGAAAGUGUUCCGAGCAGCCAGUUGGUGUGUUUAAUUGGUUUAGUUAUGGUCUGAAAUAAGGCAGGCCUCUGAGGCAGUUUAUAGACGGAGAGCAGAGAGAAGCUAUACCUGCUUAGCUUCGCAUCUAACUGCUUUUAUUUUAGUACGUUUUCUCCAUUUUUGGAUUUAAAAAAAACAGACUAUUGUUUAUUCGUUGCUAUAUUCGUUUGCGGACACACCAACUCUUUUAGGGUUUUUUUUAACAAAACGUGCUCUUUUUUUAAGACGUUUUUUUAUACAUAUAUAAUCACCGUUAGGUUUAAAGCGCGGAGGUGAAUUAGCUUCGUUUUAGUUUAGAAAGAAACAAAGGAGGAUUUUUUAAAUGUUAAUGUCGACCGACGUUGCUUCCAUUAUGCUGCCUGUGUCCCGGGCCCUGAUGGACCGGGACAGGGAGCUGGACGCCAUGGCCGGGGUGCACGCCAACCCGGCCGGUGUCGCUGGAGCCGUGCGGGGCAUGAAGCGCGGAGACCCGGAGCCCGACGGACAGACAGCCGCUGCUAUGGUGGACACCACCGGGGCGGAAUGCAAGCGUCCCCGGAUGGACGGCUCAGGGGGGAUCGGUGAGGUUGGACAGAACAACGAUCCUUUGACCCUGGGCUAUCAUGGAUAUCCGUCUCACGGUCAGGGCUCUCAGGAUAGUGCUGGCGGUCAGGAGGGACUCGUACCCCCACCCUUCUCCGCUUUCCCGCCUCCCCCGCCUCCGCCUCCUCAGAACGGCCUGGCUUUGGAUUACGGGGGCAGCCUGUAUGCAGCAGGUGCCGUGCAGGGCCCAGUGGAAGCCGUUGGAGCAGGGAACAGCGCAACCAACGCCGCCAACAGCCUCAGCGGCCAGUCUGAUGGCUCCGCUCAGAUUGACGGGCAGUCUGGAGUUGGUUCAGGUGGAGGGGGUGGCGGCGGGGGCCCUGGGGACGAUUCAGACGCCAAAGGGACGCCCAAACGUCUCCAUGUAUCUAACAUCCCCUUCCGAUUUCGGGACCCAGACCUACGGCAGAUGUUUGGCCAAUUUGGCAAAAUCCUUGACGUUGAGAUCAUUUUCAACGAGAGGGGCUCCAAGGGCUUCGGUUUUGUUACGUUUGAGUCCAGCGCAGAUGCGGAGCGGGCCAGGGAGAAGCUCCAUGGCACGUUGGUGGAAGGACGUAAAAUCGAGGUUAAUAAUGCCACAGCCAGAGUGAUGACAAACAAGAAAAUGACCACACCGUACUCUAAUGGAGAGGGACUUGCAGCCCUACCAUAUGCUGGUUGGAAGUUAAGUCCUAUGGUCGGAGCCAUGUACAGUCCUGAGCUUUAUACAGUUCCAGGGUUCCCGUACCCGGCUGCAGCCGCAGCAGCAGCCGCCGCUUCCACCGCAGCAACAUUUCGAGGAACACAUCUGCGGGGUCGAGCUCGGCCCGUCUACAGCGCAGUCAGGGCUGCUGUUCCACAGCCCGCCAUCCCUGCAUACCCUGGUGUGAUGGCCUAUCAGGAUGGUUUUUACGGUGCAGCUGACCUCUAUACUAGUGUUUCAGGACAUUAGUGGCAGAUUGCCCCAGGUAGGGUUUACACACUCUGUGUGACGGCCAGUGUGCAUCCUCCUCGUCUCCAAUGACUGCGUGCUGCUAGACAUUAUUGACCAUCUGAGAUUGGAUUGCCUUCUCUGUCUUCUUUUACUAACUCACUGGAUUCUGACAUGGGUGGAGUUACGGAAGGGGGAAGAAAAAAAUUGGGCUGAAAUUCCCAAAGAACAAAACGAAUCCUCCAAGUGAUAAAUCAUUUAUGAAUUGAAGUCCAGGAAGCAGGGGCGCCGUUACAGUAAUGGACUCGGAUCUUGCAGCAUAACUUGAUCAUUUCACAAGAGUACAUUUAAAGAUGCCUUUGAGUGCUGAGUGCUCGUCUCAUAACUACAAACUUCAAUGUGUUUUAUUGUUCACUGUUGUGAACUGGAGGGACGCUGAUCUUUGGGUUUCAGAUGUUUGUACAGUUGAUAACCCAACAUGUUUCCGAGGUAUAAUCCUGCCAAAAGUACUUUUACGAUAAUAUUCUUGGCUAAAUAUUUCAAGCUCUGUUUGAUUUGAUGUAAAAUAUCUGAUAAAAUGUGUAACUUUGACAAGGCCAUUCUAAUUAAAGAUGAUCAGGGAUCAGCUGAUAAUUACAUGAAACUAAUUUAAUCUAAACCCACUCAUAUAGAGAUUAAACAAGUUCCUGUCAUAUCACUGGUGUUUUUUCAAUAAAAUAGGUUUCAACUCAGAUUUAGAAAAUGAUUUUCGUUUUUGAAACACUUGAGAAGAUAAGUUAUGAGUCCCUUUUGAAGAUAUUUCCCCAUAGAUAAAAUGUAAUGUAAUCAAAGUCAGUCUGUCAGUAAGCAAUUUUCUUCCUUUUAAGAUGCAGAAAUGAAUACAAAUCAUACAAUUAUGAAGCUUUCCUUCACAUUGUUGAAAGUCUGUGGGAAAAUAAAUGUAAAAUACAUUUUCAGUUACUUUACCGUCAUCCCUUCUUUUUAUAAAUCUAAGCAGCACAUCACAGUUUGAAAGGUUAAUGACUGUGCAGUAGGUGCACCUUUACCUCUGAGGGUUUUUUUUCCAGGAUCCCUCUGUAUAUCCCCUCAGCAUGGUGCUACCACCACCAUGUUUCACUGUGAUAAAGAGUCUAUGAUGUCCUAAUCUGAUCAAAUAGGAUUCUCACUGCUCUUUUUCAAUGUUGCUGUUUUCUUUUCCCACUUUGCCACUCAACAAUAUGAAAUCUAAAUUAAACUGUUACUGCGGUUUUAUUUAGGAAAAAUUAACUUUUGUUUUUCCAUUUUUUUGCAUUGAUUAAAAACAUUUUGAAGCCACUUCUCAUUGUCCCUCUUCUUCACAAUUACUGGCUGUCAGUUAAUACUAUACAUCCAGAUAAAAGACACUGAAGCUUGUCAUGGAAAAGUGACUGUGUGAAAAAGCUCAAGGAUAAAGAUGCUUCUAAAGGCAUCUUUAUCCAUUAGUUUCUUUAAAAUAUUGACUGGUUUCUAAAUUGAGCAAAGCUCCCUCUGUCCACGAAAAGAUGUUUGUUAAAUUUGUUUAUAAUUAGCUUAGCCUUUUCUUUAUACAUAAAAAAAAUCUUUGUGCAGAAUUAGAUAAUCCCUCCUGUACAUGCAUGGAUAACCUGACCUUUGAAAUGUAACAGACUGACAGUUAUGAUUAAAUGUUAACCGUGAAGCAGAUUAUGAAGUUAUUUCACAAUACGUGAUACAAUUGUUGGGUCCAGUACCAGUGAGUCAGAGCGUCAGAUACAUCCAGAUGUCAAUGAAUUGGACUAAUAAAAACUUUGACGGGACUGUCCUGUGAAAUUAAGCAUUUUAUGAUAUAAGAAACAGUUUUUUCUUAAAUGAAGGGAAACAAGCAGCCUCCAUGUAGAAGCCUUGUUGUUCACAGAGAGGCAGUCAGAGGGAUGCGGUGUAGGACACCCAUAUCCAACAUGCAGUUGAUUCAGACCCCUUCCAGGAAUCUCCCUAUCUGUUUCACCUGUGGCAUGCUAACUGAAUCAGUGUCAGCAUGCAGAUGUACUUACAAGGCUGACUCCCCUCCUCUCCCUCUGCUUUCCAUCCUCUUAGCUCUCCUCUUUCCUUUUUUUCCUCCUCGUCCUCUUAGCUGCUUCUUUUCUUCCUCUAGCUUCUUUUAUAUCUCUCCUUUUCUGUUCUCUCCACCCUUUUCUCCACUCUGCUCUUUAUUCCUCACCUCUUCUGUUCCCUAUUAGUCCAUUCCCGUCCCCAUAGCAGCCAAUGUGUGGUCCUGAAUGCAGGGACUUGGUCAUGACUGAUUCUUUAGGGUAGAAUGCAGUGGUGUGUCUUACUGUUUUUUUAUUUUAUUUCAUAGGAUGUUUUGAUCUAAUAUGUGUUCUAUGUUUGGGAAAGCAUGCCGUGUCUGUCAAUGACUGAUUGCCGGCCACGUGAGAGUGCGUGUCUUUGCUCCUAUUUUAAUCUUUCUCCUUACACCUGUAGUUUUGUUUUUGUUAGUUUUUUUUGUUUUUUUGAGCGUCUGUUCAUGCAAACAUAAAUAAUGGCACAGUCACCUCGCCUCUCCUUUCCCUUUCUCUGACUGUGUGUUUGUGAAAGGGAAUGGCGGUUGGGCACAUUUAUGGCUUUAAGGUCUCUCUCCCUCUCUGCUUAACACAGCGGGGAAAAUGACACAUGUCGAAGGCGGCAAACGGGCCCCAAAAAAAAAAGAAAAUCGUCACACACAAUUACAGCUAUUUCUGCUGAGUUGGUCACGGAGUGAGAGAGAAACUCCGAGCCAGAGCUACAUCCUUGUGAAUGCUGUACUGCACCAGAUUAGCCAGUUCUGCUGACUGUCUGCUUGUUAAUAUUUCGCUCUUCUCAGCAGUUUUCUCUCACAAUGUAACCCUUUAGAUUCACUACUAGACGUCUGCACUGCAGAAAAAUAAAAGACAACGUAGCGAGCAUUGAACAAAUGUUUCACUUUUCCUCCUGUUCCUCCCACCUGUCCCUACAUUGUCCCUCUAUCUUCUUCUCACUCACUUUCACCCACUUUCCCUCCUCUUCAUCACCUUCCCACAGGGCGGUUAUGCAGCGUAUUGUUAUGCCCAGCCUACAGCCGUAGCGACCCCUGCAGCAGCAGCCGCUGCAGCAGCAGCAUACAGUGACAGCUAUGGACGAGUUUACACGGCAGAUCCCUACCACGCUGCACUGGCCCCAGCAGCAUAUGGUGUUGGAGCUAUGGCCACGCUCUACAGGGGAGGAUACAGUAGAUUUGCCCCUUAUUAAAAGACACUUCAUGUCCCAGGACAUCCCCUAUCCCAUUGAAUUAUUCCGAAAGAGCUCCCUCUGUUGUCCUGGAGGUGGACUGCGCCCUGUUUUUAAAGUGUGGAGUUGACCACUGCUAAGAUAUUUCAGAUCCCGCCCCAGAGCAGUCCCACUUUUCUUAUCUAAGCUUCUACAAAAAUAGAGGAAUGCUGUAUUAAAGACUAAGGGUCGCCUUUACAAUCAAAAAGAAAAA
Messenger RNA from Cyprinodon variegatus (sheepshead minnow), 5381 nucleotides. RefSeq names its product RNA binding protein fox-1 homolog 2-like. The coding region runs from base 740 to 1930 and encodes 396 amino acids. Gene Ontology annotation, cellular component: nucleus; cytoplasm. The record is from RefSeq and is a predicted model, not a curated record. Gene Ontology annotation, biological process: regulation of alternative mRNA splicing, via spliceosome; nervous system development. The transcript has 13 exons. Gene Ontology annotation, molecular function: mRNA binding. NCBI's taxonomy places the organism in Eukaryota, Metazoa, Chordata, Actinopteri, Cyprinodontiformes, Cyprinodontidae.